AUGCCUCGAACAAUGAAUUUAAUUCUUCUUACUAUAUUUAUUGUCCUUUGUUAUACACAAUUAAUUAGUUGUGAUACACACUGUGCCUGUAAAUGUUGCAUAGGAGAACCAUGUACACCAACAUAUCAAGGAAGUCUUUUUCUUGAUCCUUGUACUGAUUUGGGGUGCAUGAUUCAAUGUCGUAUGGAAUAUCCAACAUCAUGCCCGUUAGAUGGAGGUUCUGGCAUUACAGAAGGAAGAUGUACAUCAGAUCCUCCACCUGGUUCUGCUAUUCAACAAAAGGCAAAUAUUGCUUUGAUAACAAUAUUUUUUUCAAUCUUUUGGAUUGUUAAGUUGUAUAUGUGA
Molecule: messenger RNA, 345 nt
Organism: Adineta steineri
Lineage: Eukaryota; Metazoa; Rotifera; Eurotatoria; Adinetida; Adinetidae
Source: the annotation of a GenBank genome assembly